AGCGUGAUCGGUGUGAACGAAUCGCGCCCACUCCUCUUUCGCAGCACGUUGCUCCUUUGCGUGCGUCGGCAUCCGAGUUCAACGACAUGGCACAUCCGCUCACCCUCGAUUCGGUCUGGCUAGACAAGGCCAAGUAUGACGAUGCCGAAAAGCAGUACCUGUGCUACUUGAACAGGGAUCAGCUUGCCAAGGCUAAGGCGUCUUCCCAAAGCUCCCAAAGUUCCUCUCUAGUCGAUAAGAUAGCCCAGGCUCGGCAACAAAUUAAAAACUCUCUCCAGUCAGGUGAUGCGCUUGUCAAGUCUGGCAGCUCCUCUCACGAUGAUGCCUUCCAAAAAAAGAUUCUGCAGCAGCACAGCGAAAUGAAAAACACACUGCAAGAAGUCCUAGCAGCCAUGCGCAAGAUGGAGGCGCGCAUCACAGAACUUGAGAAGCUUUGCCCAACCACAGGCACUGUGCCAGCAGCCAAGGUAGUGGCCCCUCAGGCUAAGGUUGCCAACCAUGUCCCUGCCAAAAAGGAGGCGGCGGAUGACGAUGACGACAUUGACCUCUUUGGUUCAGAAGACGACGAGGAAGCAGACAAGGCGAGGGAAGAGCGUUUGAAGGCAUACCAGGAAAAGAAGUCCAAAAAGCCUCAGGUGGUUGCCAAGUCUAACAUUGUGCUAGACGUGAAGCCCUGGGAUGAUGAGACUGACAUGAAGGCCAUGGAGGAGAACGUGCGACGCAUCGAGAUGGACGGCCUGCUCUGGGGAGCCUCAAAGCUCGUGCCUCUGGCCUAUGGAAUCAAGAAGCUGCAAAUUGUUUGUGUUGUAGAGGAUGACAAGGUUAGCAUUGAUGAGCUCCAGGAGAAGAUCGAGGGCAUUGAAGACUUGGUACAAAGUGUGGACAUUGCUGCAUUCAACAAGAUCUAAGCCUGACAUCCGAAUUGCUUAAUAAAUUGUGACCCUUUUUGCACAACAUAAA
Rhipicephalus sanguineus (brown dog tick) is the source of this 960-nucleotide messenger RNA. RefSeq names its product elongation factor 1-delta. Gene Ontology annotation, cellular component: eukaryotic translation elongation factor 1 complex; cytosol. Bases 87 to 908 code for a protein of 273 amino acids. The transcript is spliced from 10 exons. The record is from RefSeq and is a predicted model, not a curated record. Lineage: Eukaryota; Metazoa; Arthropoda; Arachnida; Ixodida; Ixodidae. Gene Ontology annotation, molecular function: translation elongation factor activity; guanyl-nucleotide exchange factor activity. Gene Ontology annotation, biological process: translational elongation.